UUGGCAGCGUAGUAAGACUGACAUUUUGAAGUUCAAACAUGGAAGUAUUGCUUGUGUUCAGGAGCAGUAAUCACGAUUGUGCGCUACGACAUCUAUGAUGACCUGCUGCUAGUAAUCGCUUGCAAUUUCUUGGACGGCAUCCACCACCAUGCUUAUACUUUUGUUUACAAAAUUCUAACCUAAUAAUUAUGGAUGAAUUUGUGUUUAAUAUGUUGAUGGAAAACCCGUUGGAGGAACACAUAAAAGCCGUUAGCGUAGUUGCAAAAGUAUCAGCGAAUAUGAAUGAUGAUGUUAUUGGUUUAGAAGAUACAGUUGCAGAAGAAUAUGGUGUAAGGUCUGCUUUAAGUUUGCCAUCACAUAACUUUAUUGAAAAAAUUGCAGCGUUUAAUGACUCUGAAUGUUUGGAACAUUUUCGAAUGAAGGGGACCACUUUGCAGGUGUGUUAUGCUUAGCUUUCAUUUUAAGUAGGUAUGUAAAGCAUUAUUGACUGUUGCAGGCACUCUAUGAAUACCUAUUUAAAGACAAAGUGCAACUUUGACAGUGCGAAAGUUCCAGGUGAUAAGCAGUUAUAUGUAACAUUGUGGACUCUGGCAAAUAAAGAUUCCUAUCGAGAAGUAGGUAAUUUGUUUGGAUUGAAAUGCAGAAAUGAUUUUAUUAAGUGGCCGACAGCUGUGGAACAAACUGAUAUCAAAAGAUACGUCCAUAGUGUACAUCGUUUUCCAAACACUGUUGGAUUUAUUGAUGGAUGUCACAUACAAAUAAAGGCACCUAGUAAUAACCCUACAGACUUUUACAAUAGGAAGGACGUUCACAGCAUAGUGUUACAAGGCACAUGUGAUCAUACUUUAAAAUUUAUCGACAUAUAUCUUGGCCAAACAGGUCGUUCACAUGAUGCACGGGUGUUCAGAGAAAGUCCUUUAUCAGAUGUUUUAAACCAGGUUGUUCCCUCAAAUUGCCAUAUUUUAGGGGAUUCAGCGUACCCUUUACUUACAAGGAUGAUGACACCGUAUCGAGAUACAGGCCAUCUUACAGCAUCACAAAAGAAAUAUAAUACCAUUCAUGCAAAAUCUCGUGCAUUCAUUGAACGAGCCUUUGGUCGCUUGAAGGGGAAAUUUAGACGCCUGAAAUAUUUGGAAGUUAAUGAUAUAACAGGUGUAACGGAUAUUGUUUGUGCUGCAUGUGUUUUGCAUAACUUUAUUUUAACAUAUGAACCAGAUAACUUAUAUAGUCGGCAGCAGCAAGAAGACAUAGAAAUUGAUGAAAAUCUCUCGGCAAGUGAAAAGAGGCUGUUAAUUACUAAUUAUAUAAGCUGAAAUACUUUGUAGUAAUUUAAAGUGAAUUAGAUUGUAAGUGCUGUGCCU
Molecule: messenger RNA, 1361 nt
Organism: Photinus pyralis (common eastern firefly)
Lineage: Eukaryota; Metazoa; Arthropoda; Insecta; Coleoptera; Lampyridae
Product: putative nuclease HARBI1
Exons: 3
Coding region: 504-1313 (269 amino acids)
Source: RefSeq, a predicted model, not a curated record